AUGCCAAAACGCCAAAAAGUCGUCAAGGACAGUUUUGAAUAUGUGCGGAACAGAGGUAUGCCAUUCAAAUUUGGAGCACAUGUCAAAACUGCCGGCGGAAUAUAUAAUUCAGUUACACACGCAAUGAACAUCGGAGGUAAUUCGUUCGCCUUGUUCCUAAAGAGUCCAAGAAGAUGGGUUUCUCCUCCUUUGAAAGAUGAGGAUGUUGAAAAAUUCAAGAAAAUGUGCGAGCAGUACGGAUACGAUACAAGGAAAGACAUACUUCCACACGGAUCAUAUUUCAUCAAUCUAGCAAACCCAGACAAGGCAAAAAACAAGCAGUCGGUGGACUGCUUCAUUGAUGAUUUACAACGGUGCGAGAAAUUGGACAUCGGCAUGUAUAAUUUUCACCCAGGUUCAUCUUUGGGUACUGAUCAUGAUGAGGCAGUGAAAAGAUUAGCAGAAAACAUCAAUUAUGCAAUAAGCAAGACCAAGUUUGUGAAGAUUGUCGUUGAAAAUAUGGCAGGUCAUGGCAAUUUGAUUGCGUCGACUCUGGACGAUCUUUCUACAGUGCUGAAACUGGUGGAAAAGAAGGAGAGACUUGGAUUUUGUAUCGAUACAUGCCAUACGUUUGCGGCAGGGUACGAUAUUAGCACUGAAAGGGGCUGGAACACAUUUUGGGACGAGUUCGACAAGAAAAUCGGCUUUGAGCAUCUUGCGUCGAUGCAUUUGAACGAUUCGAAAGCUCCUUUAGGUGCAAAUAAGGACCGUCAUGAAAGAAUAGGGUGGGGAUUUCUAGGACUUGAAUGUUUUAGAUUACUUGCCAAUGAUGAUCGGAUGAAGGGCAUUCCGCUUGUACUUGAAGUUCCUAUUGAGGGUAAGGAUGACGUGUCGCCUUACGGAGAUGACAUCAAACUUCUUGAGUGGCUUGUUGGCAAAAAGAGUGAUUCUGCCGAGUUUUUGAAGAAAGUGGAGGAGUUGCAAAAGUUAGGAGCACCAGGACGAAAGGAACAGCUUGCGAAGUUUGAAAAGAAGAAGAAGAAGGAAGCUACAACCAGAAAGAGAAAGGCUACGGGUAAGAAUGGCGAUAUUGCAAGCAUGCUAAAGAGGAAGAAAAAAUAG
Brettanomyces bruxellensis is the source of this 1101-nucleotide messenger RNA. RefSeq lists its product as uncharacterized. The transcript has a single exon. Lineage: Eukaryota; Fungi; Ascomycota; Pichiomycetes; Pichiales; Pichiaceae. Gene Ontology annotation, molecular function: zinc ion binding; phosphoric diester hydrolase activity; DNA-(apurinic or apyrimidinic site) endonuclease activity. Gene Ontology annotation, biological process: base-excision repair. Gene Ontology annotation, cellular component: mitochondrion; nucleus. The record is from RefSeq and is a predicted model, not a curated record. Bases 1 to 1101 code for a protein of 366 amino acids.